AUGAGAAAGAGAGGCGAUGCCUCUACCUCUACCUCUACCUCUACCUCUACCUCUACCUCUACCUCUACCUCUACCUCUACCUCUACCUCUCGUCCAUUUGCCAUUUGCUCCGCGCUGCUGGCCCUUGCCGCCCUGGGCGUGGCCACUCCUUUGAGCAACACCUAUCUGCCACCACAGGCCAAUGCGUAUAGCGGCUACAGCUCGGCGGGAUCGAGCGGCGUCGGCUCCUAUACACCAUCCAGCUCCUACUCGUCGAGCUCGCACGGCUCCAGCUAUGCAGCGCCAUCUCGACAGUAUCUGGCACCGGCUGCAUCCCUCAGCAGCUACUCGACCGCAGGCGCCAGCAGCUACUCUGCCCCAGCCAUCUCACACGGCAGCUACAGCUCAACUGGCUCAAGCUAUGCAGCUCCGUCGCGCCAGUACCUGGCUCCAGCUGUCUCUCGCAGCAGCUACUCUGCUCCAGCAGUCUCCCAUAGCAGCUACUCGGCGCCGGCUGUCUCUCGCGGCAGCUACUCGGCUCCAGCUGUUUCGCAUGUGAGCUACUCCGCUCCAGCAGUCUCCCACAGCAGCUACUCCGCUCCAGCUGUCUCUCGCAGUAGCUACUCAGCUCCAGCUGUUUCGCAAGUGAGCUACUCCGCUCCAGCUAUCUCUCGCAGCAGCUAUUCCGCUCCAGCAGUCUCUCGCAGCAGCUACUCAUCCUCUGCCUCUACAUAUGCCCCAUCCCGGCAGUACCUGGCACCAGCUCAAGGCAGUUACUCCGCUCCAGCUGUCUCGCACGUCAGCUACUCCGCUCCAGCCGUCUCCCAUAGCAGCUAUUCCUCGCCAGCUCGCUACGCCUCCUCCUUUGGCCAGGGCCUCGGUGGCUAUACUGCGAGCUCUUCGGCCUCGGGCCGCAGCUUUGGUCAGGGCUAUGGUGGAUCUCGCUACGGAGGCGGCAGCUCCUAUGGUGCUGGCGGCACCCGCUACGCUGCCAACGGAGAUAAGAUAUCUUUGAGUAUGCAGCUCAUCAAUAAAGCUACUCAGAGACAUAGGAAGAGAGAAAGACCUAGAGAGGAUGAAAGAGAAAGAGUUAGAGAAGUGAAUAUCGUAAACACAUAUUCAAAUUUUGCCCAUGUCGGUAAGGGUAUUUCAGAGUCGGCUUGCCUUAGAUAA
Drosophila mojavensis is the source of this 1152-nucleotide messenger RNA. RefSeq lists its product as uncharacterized. Gene Ontology annotation, molecular function: transcription coactivator activity. The record is from RefSeq and is a predicted model, not a curated record. Gene Ontology annotation, cellular component: RNA polymerase II transcription regulator complex. The transcript has 4 exons. NCBI's taxonomy places the organism in Eukaryota, Metazoa, Arthropoda, Insecta, Diptera, Drosophilidae. Bases 1 to 1152 code for a protein of 383 amino acids. Gene Ontology annotation, biological process: positive regulation of transcription by RNA polymerase II.